CAUUCUGACUUCACCAAUGCUAAGCUAACCAGUUAGCUAGCGUGCAACGUCAGUGCUGACUAGUUUUUAUGGAGUGAAGAUGGCACCUUUUCCCGACGAGGUGGAUGUUUUUACUGGUCCACAUUGGCGAAUGAAACAGUUGGUAGGACUUUACUGCGAGAAGCUGUCACAGACCAACUUCUCCAACAACAAUGACUUCCGCUCAUUUCUUCAGUCACUGUGUGCCACCUUCAAGGAGUUCAAGAUGCACGAACAGAUUGAAAACGAGUAUAUCAUCGGCCUGUUGCAACAGCGCAGCUGCACUGUAUAUAAUGUGCACUCCGAUAACAAGCUCUCAGAGAUGUUGUCCCUGUUUGAGAAAGGACUGAAAAGCGUUAAGAGCGAGUAUGAGCAGCUGAACUAUGCCCGGCAACUGAAAGAGCGACUGGAGGCAUUCACACAGGACUUCUUACCCCACAUGAAGGAGGAGGAAGAGGUGUUCCAGCCCAUGCUGAUGCAGUACUUCACCUAUGAGGAGCUGAAAGACCUCAAGAAGCAGGUGAUGGCACAGCACUGUAGCCAGCAGCGAUGGGACUGUGCAGCGGAAGUGCUGAAGGGGUUCAGUCUGUGGAGCCAGGCAGAGGAGCUGCACAAGGCCUUCAAGUAUGCUGACCACGAGAAGACUGAUGAACUAGAGAAAGAGCUGUGCUCCACCCACAUCUCCCAGCUACCUACAGAGAUCCUGCUGCAUCUUUUCCGCUACCUGGGUCCUGAGGACCUGUGUCACUGUGGCCAGGUGUCCUCAGCCUGGUCCGACCUGGCCAAGACCGGCUCUCUGUGGAGGCACCUCUACCCUGUACGCUGGGCCAGAGGGGAUCACUAUCGUGGCCCCCCAGCUGAUCUGAAUCAGGAACCGGAUGAGGAGUGGGUGAAGAGUCUGCAGGAUGAGGGCAAGGCCUACCAGGAGUGGGAUGAGGAUGCAGAUGUGGAUGAGUCUGAUGAGACUUGUGAAGACUCAUUGGCUAUAAGCUCAGCUCAGAGGGAGAAGAAGCUACUGAAUGAAAUGAUCCAGAACCUUCUGCCAGCUGUGGGUUCCUCUGUCAGGUCCAUCGUUCUGGCCUACAGCUCUACGGUCUCCAGUAAGAUGGUGCGUCAGAUCCUUAGUCUCUGUCCUAAUCUCACUCACCUGGACCUCACUCAGACUGAUGUCACAGACUCCGCCUUUGACAGUUGGUCAUCUCUGGGGGCAUGUCCAUCUCUUGAGCACCUGGACCUAUCCGGCUGUGAGAAGAUCACUGACCACACCCUGAAGAAGCUGUCCAUUUCUCAGAAACGAUCUGACCGGCAAGCCAAGCUUCUGAAGAGCCCGCCUCCCAUUAGUCUGCUGGACGAGCGGAUCCUCCAUUUGAUGGGGGGCAGCAGGCAGGCCCUGAUCUUCAAGCAGCGUACGGGGACACAGCGCAGCAGCCCCUCCAGGGUCUGGGUCCUGGACCCUUCGGAGUUGGCCGACAUCGAGGAUGCAGCAGAGUGGAACCGCCGCGGGGGAGUGUCUACCACUGAGGGGCGAGGCUUUGUGGCGACGAAGCCAGGAGGUUUGUGUUGCUGCAGGAGGAGUAGGAGGCGGGGCCUCAGGACAAGCUAUAGCACCUCCUACUGGCAGCAGCAGUAUGGGCUUGGGGAGGCCUGCUGUGGCCAUUCAACCUGCUGCACUGGUGAGAUGGCCCUGAGGGCUUGUGGAGGGCUGCAGUGUUUGUCUUACACCACCAGGGGCAGUGCAGGGGCAGAGUUUUGGACUAAAUGCUCCUCUGGGGGCCAGCGGUGCCUGGAGCUUUACAACAGAACUGAUCAGUCAGACGCUCGACGCUCGCUGAGAUUCCUCAGCCUUUCUGGAUGUUAUCGGGUUACAGACCUGGGUUUGAGGGCGCUCUCUCAGCGUGGAGGUCUUCCUUUCCUGGAGCAUCUGAACCUGUCUGGAUGUCUCCUCAUCACAGAGGUUGGGCUACAGGAGCUGGUGUCAGCCUGUCCUGCCCUCAAUGAUGAACACUUCUACUACUGCGACAACAUCAACGGCCACUGGAAUUUGAGACCAUUCCAUUGUCCCUGAAGUGCAAACUCCGCCCAGCUGGUGCACCGGCAAGGUAAAACGAAUGGGCACAGCAGUACUAUGAGUGAGUGAUUGACUGUUCUGACUGUGGCCUCCCUCUGCAGGUCCCCAUGCUGAUACGGCCAGCGGCUGCCAGAACCUGCAGUGUGGCUUCAGAGCCUGCUGCCGCUCUGGAGAGUGACCUUUGACCUAACCUUACUUUCUAUGAAACCCCCCCCCCAUCUGCACUUUAAUCACCUGGGAACAUGCCAUUUGUUGUAUUUUGUCACUUCAGAUAGUUUCUACAUGAAAUGUUAAGUAAAAAGUAGAGAACUGGCAAUGUCAGGAAUAUCUGUAUUUCUUGGAAACACUCAUUUAGAAAAUAAAAUAUAUGGGUGUUGGAUGAAGUAUCUGCAAAUGUA
Messenger RNA from Oncorhynchus tshawytscha (Chinook salmon), 2484 nucleotides. RefSeq names its product F-box/LRR-repeat protein 5. Gene Ontology annotation, molecular function: protein binding. The transcript has 11 exons. The record is from RefSeq and is a predicted model, not a curated record. Gene Ontology annotation, cellular component: SCF ubiquitin ligase complex. NCBI's taxonomy places the organism in Eukaryota, Metazoa, Chordata, Actinopteri, Salmoniformes, Salmonidae. Bases 80 to 2083 code for a protein of 667 amino acids. Gene Ontology annotation, biological process: intracellular iron ion homeostasis; SCF-dependent proteasomal ubiquitin-dependent protein catabolic process.